AUGUUUCAACGCGCUUUUCUCGUUUCUAUCUCACUUUACCUUGCCGCUCAGGCACAGCAGGUUGGCACCUCUACAGAGGAAGUGCACCCUGCCCUGACCUGGCAGAAAUGUACCGCUGCUGGUAGCUGCUCAGCGGUUAGUGGAAAAGUCGUCGUCGAUGCAAAUUGGCGUUGGGUUCACUCCGUCGGUGGCUAUACCAAUUGUUAUACCGGGAAUACCUGGGAUGCUACUCUGUGCCCAAACGACACGACUUGCGCUGCAAACUGCGCUUUGGAUGGCGCAAAUUACGAAGGGACCUAUGGUGUUACCUCUUCGGGAAGCUCCUUGAAGCUUGAUUUUGUCACACAAUCAUCGAACAAAAAUAUCGGCUCUCGACUGUACCUCAUGGAAGAUGAUGACACCUACCAGUCCUUCCAGCUACUCGGUAAGGAGUUCACUUUCGAUGUCGACGUGUCAAACCUUCCCUGCGGACUGAAUGGUGCGCUUUACUUUGUUUCUAUGGAUCUUGAUGGUGGUAUGUCCAAGUAUUCAACCAACAAGGCUGGUGCCAAGUAUGGUACUGGCUACUGUGACUCUCAAUGCCCUCGUGAUUUGAAAUUUAUUAAUGGCCAGGCCAAUGUUGACGGUUGGGUACCCUCAUCAAACGACCCAAACGCUGGUGUUGGUAACCAUGGAUCUUGUUGUUCUGAGAUGGAUGUUUGGGAGGCGAACAGUAUCUCAAAUGCUGUCACUCCCCACCCGUGCUCCACCGUUGGUCAGUCCAUGUGCGAGUCUGAUAACUGCGGUGGCACCUACUCCUCUGAUCGCUACGGCGGUGAGUGCGACCCCGAUGGAUGCGAUUUUAACCCGUACAGGAUGGGAAACAAAACCUUCUACGGCUCUGGAUCCGGCUUUGUUGUCGAUACAUCCAAGGUAUUUACUGUUGUUACGCAGUUUAUUGAGAAUGGGGGCUCUCUCAGCUCCAUCAAGCGAUUCUACGUCCAGGGUGGCAAAGUUAUUUCUCAGUCAGAAUCAGACGUCUCCGGCGUCACUGGUAAUGAAAUUACGCAAGCCUUUUGUGAUGCUCAAAAAUCGGCUUUUGGUGACACGAACUCUUUCGAUCAAAAGGGCGGACUGAGCCAAAUGGGCAAGGCACUUGGAGGUGACAUGGUUCUUGUGAUGUCUCUCUGGGACGAUCACUCCGCCGACAUGCUCUGGCUCGAUAGCACUUACCCAACCAACGAGACUGCUAGUACCCCUGGUGCUGCCCGUGGUAGCUGUUCUACGAGCUCCGGCGUGCCAUCUGACGUGGAGUCAAACAACGCCAGCGCCUCGGUUACUUACUCCAACAUUAAAUUCGGACCUAUCAACUCGACAUUCACUGCCUCCUAG
This is a messenger RNA of Talaromyces proteolyticus, 1371 nucleotides long. RefSeq names its product Exoglucanase 1. NCBI's taxonomy places the organism in Eukaryota, Fungi, Ascomycota, Eurotiomycetes, Eurotiales, Trichocomaceae. Gene Ontology annotation, biological process: carbohydrate metabolic process. Gene Ontology annotation, molecular function: hydrolase activity, hydrolyzing O-glycosyl compounds. The coding region runs from base 1 to 1371 and encodes 456 amino acids. The record is from RefSeq and is a predicted model, not a curated record. The transcript is spliced from 2 exons.